Molecule: messenger RNA, 417 nt
Organism: Acyrthosiphon pisum (pea aphid)
Lineage: Eukaryota; Metazoa; Arthropoda; Insecta; Hemiptera; Aphididae
Product: EPM2A-interacting protein 1-like
Exons: 2
Coding region: 1-417 (138 amino acids)
Molecular function (GO): protein dimerization activity
Source: RefSeq, a predicted model, not a curated record
AUGUCCGUUCAAAAACCUGGGCAUCAGACGACUUUGGUAUCUUUGGGCGUCGUUAUCGGUGGUUGCCCCGACACGGGGCCCGACGUAGGAAAUAAUAAUAACGGCGAUGAAACAUCACCGACAGAGCUCCAGCUUGAAGUUAUCGAGCUCAUAUCAAAUAAAAAUUUCAAAGAAUAUUUCAAGGAGUCCCGUUUCCAACAAUUUUACGCCAUGUUGCCGAAGGAAUCAUUUUCAAAUCUCAAAAAACAUGUGUGUGAAAUUAUGUCAUUAUUUAGCUCAACAUACUUAUGUGAGCAGACGUUUUCAAAAAUGAAAUACGUCAAAUAUAAGCACAGAACUAACUUAAGUGACGAAAAUUUACAAGCUACGCUGCUUACAAGCUACGCUGCUAACAAGCAGUUCCAAACGUCUCACUAA